Cuculus canorus (common cuckoo) is the source of this 8065-nucleotide messenger RNA. Its product is annotated as ankyrin repeat domain-containing protein 26-like. Lineage: Eukaryota; Metazoa; Chordata; Aves; Cuculiformes; Cuculidae. Gene Ontology annotation, molecular function: protein binding. The record is from RefSeq and is a predicted model, not a curated record.
AUUCCAAAAAGUGGAAUAUUUUUUAUUUAAGCUAAAAUCAAGUUUCAUCUAAGUAACUGUGGGUUUUUUUAAAGUUAGACAGAAUGUCCCUCUGAUAGCAUGUUUUCUUUAAUACAGCGUUUUUCCAGAUAUUGUUUAUUCUUUGAAGAUGAUAAUGCUUUGCGUGCGGGAUGAUCCGUGCUGAAGAGAUGUCUCCUCUUCUAUAAUCACCUCUGUUCAGAGUUUUCCUAUCUCAAAGGCAAGGUCAGGCAGAGCUGGAGCCAGCUCUGAUUAGCGAGACUUUUGGCUGUAGCGAAGCUCAUAAAUAACAUGAAAAUUAGACCUUGGAAAGUAAUGGAAUAUGCAUAAGAUUUCCAGGGAAAUUUACACAUGUGCAUGUAAGCGGGAGACACAUUCUGUAACAGCUCUCGUCUCGCUGUACACGACUGAUGGAGAUCACUCCCUCACCUCGCCGAGGCUUUCUAAAACCCAAAGCGAGAGCGUUGUGUGCCGGCGUUGUCGGUGUGAGGACCCCGGGACAGCCCCGGAGCUGCCCCCCCCGCGCCGGUCCAACUCCCCGCUCCCUCCCUCGGCCACGCGUGCACGGAGCCUCCGGCGCGGCGGGGCGGGGGAAAACCGAGCCCGCCCCGUCCCGCCGCGCCUGCGCGGGGCGCGCUGACCCUGGGGAGCCGCCGGGACACUCAGCCUCUGCCCCCGCCGACCCGGCCGUCUCCCAUGGCUGCGGGCAGCAGCUGCACGGCGGGGCCUCCGCUCCCCUCCCUGCCAGCAGCGCCGCGCAGCCCCCGCUGCCCAAUUCUUCCGCCUUCGCAUCCGCUCUCCCCGCUUUCGCAUCCCUCCCUCUCCCCCUCCAAGCCGUCGCGUCCCCCCACGUUGUCGCAUCCCCCCGGUCUUCCCCCCCCCCACCGUUGCCCCCACGACGUAGUCGCAUCCCCUCGUUGCCCCCACGACGUAGUCAGUCGCGUUCGCGCGUUGCUCCCGCAACACCGUCGCAUCCCCCGCGGUCGCAUCUCCUGGGCUCGCAAGCCCCAGGGUCGCAACCCCAACGGCGCAGGAUGAAGAGGAUUUUCGGAUUCGGGAAGAAGAAGGACCCGCCGCCGCCCUGCAGCAGCCCCGGCGGUGCCUACGAGCUCCGGCAGAAGGAUCUCGGCAAGCUGCACCGCGCGGCCGCCGCCGGGGACCUGGCGCAGGUGGCGAAGGCGUUGAAGAAGUCCAGCAUCGAUGCUCGCGACAAGGCAGAGCGCACAGCUUUGCAUCUCGCUUGCGCAAGUGGCCAUGUGGAUGUCAUCAGAUAUCUAGUAGAAAACAAGUGUGAGCUAAAUCUUCUUGACAGUGAUAACAGAUCACCACUGAUGAAGGCAGUACAGUGCCAGCAAGAAAAAUGCGUGGCUAUUGUGCUCAAGUGUGGUGCUGACCCGAAUCUGGCAGAUGCUGAUGGCAACACUGCCCUUCACCUUGCUGUCCUAUCUCCUAACGCAUCUGUAGCAGGGCUGUUACUGAAGCAUAAUGCCAAUAUCGAUGCCCAAAAUAAGGAGGGAAAUACACCCCUUCUUCUUGCUGUCUCUGAACAUCACGAGGAUAUAGUAAAGUUUCUCCUUAAAAAAGGAGCUGAUGUGCAUGUCCGAGAUCAGCAUGAAAGAACCGCACUUAUGAUUGCUGCUUAUGGUGGGGACCUUAAUUUGGUAAAAGUUCUUCUUCAGUAUGGUGCUGAUGUUUCCCAUAAAGACUCUAAUGGAUGGACAGCUGAGGAUUAUGCUGUUAUUCAUGGGUUUUCUAGUAUCAGUCAAGAACUGGCAGGAUGGGAAGACACAGGAGAAGCUUCAGGAGGUAGUCUGCAAAACACCACAGUAGCUGGCACUCCUUCCCUGACAGGAGCUACUAGUUUUACAUUGGGUGCACCUGCUGUGGACAGAGGAGCAAUAGAUGACUUGUCCGAAAGAGACUCAAUAAGAAGCUGUGAGAAAGAGGGGAGUGAUGACACUUGGCAAACUUCUGAGGAAGAAGAACUUGAUUUUGUCCUCAAGAAGCAGCAGAAGCUAAACUUGAAACUGUUAAUGAAUUCUUCCCAGCAGCCCAGGAAAAACAGUGAUAGUUCUAGAAGUCAAAGUCCUAAGUCACCAAAACAAAGCCUGAAACAAAGAAACCCAUUCAAACCGGUGAACCAAGGACAACGUGGAGAAUUGUUGAAUCAAGAUGUCUCGAAUGCAAGCAACAUGGAGAUAGAAGAAUUGAAGAAGGAAGGUGAUGAAAAUGACAAUGGAGGUGAGGAGGAAGAGGAAGAAGAGGAGGAGGAUGAGGAGGAUGAAGAUCUUACUCAAGAUGAAAAGGGGGAGGAAGAUCUGGAAGAUGAAGAAACUCAAUCUAAUAACAUACUGGAGGAGGAGCAGGGGGAGAAAACGGAACCUAAAAGAGAAAUUAAUCAGAAAUUGGGGUAUUUUAGUAAUGCUAAGUAUGAAGGGGAAGCUUGGUGUGGAACUGGAGAUGUCUAUGAUGAUGGUGAUGAUGGUGAUGAUGAUGAUGGUGGUGAUGAUGAUGGUGAUGAUGAUGAUGGUAAUGAUGAUGAUAAAAUAAGUCAAGAACUUGAUGAAAAGGUGGAGGAAUCUGUUGAUACUCCUGUGUCUUUUAUAGCUGGGUGUUAUGAGGGACUGCAAGAAAAUACAUCUUCCAUGUCUCCAAAAAGAAUGAAUAAUGAAUUAUCUUGCAAGUCAGUACCAAAACAAGCUGUUUUUCAAAAUCUAAAUAAUUUGCAAGAUACACAAGAAAACUGGAACAGGAAAAGUAUGAUGCAGGAGAAGUUUCACAGAAAUGCUGACUCUUGUUUUGCAGACUUUAAAAUGACAGACUGGAAAAAAGAGAUACCUCAGCUUCUCUCAGAAACUUAUGGUCUUGAGAAAAAGUCAAGCUUUGAUAAUAGCUUUGAAAUUAAUAAUUCUCGGUCAGCAGCAAAAAACCCAAGGUUUGAAAGUCAAAGACUGAACUCUGACAUUCUUGAACAUGUAGGUGAUGAAGAUACCGAAGAAAAACAAUGUGAAGGAGUAGAUGAUAAAGUCUGUGAAAUAUUGAAACGAGAAAGUGAAGACUUGUUCUUAAAUAGGCAUGAAGAAAAUUUAAGAGCAGCGUUUCACUCAAGUGCCAAAGAAGAAGAGAAAGAGGAGCAGGAAAAGGAUGACACUGGUGAAGUGCUGCAAGCUGCUAUUGUGGAGGAUGUGAAAAAUUCUCUCUGUAAUGAUAGCCAUCAAGUUCACAAUGCUUCAAAACACAAUGCUGAUGCCCUGCCUGCAGUAGCAGUAGAGGAAGAGAAAGAGAAAGAGGAAGGGGAAGAUGAUGACUUUCCCUGGGAUUCUGAGAGUCAGAUUAUACCAUCAGCAGCUGGAGGUCUGAGAGAAAUAUCGCCUGGCGUGUUUGUCCCAGUUAUAGACAGAUACGGAGUAUACUCAGCGAUUAUUCCCAAGGAACACAGCAAUGGUGGAAAAGGAUCUACCUUUCCUAUGUCACCAUCAACUGAACAAGAAGACAAUGAGAAUGUUAUUGAAAACUGUGAGGUCCAAGAUAAACGUAUUAUAGAAACUACCAACUUGAUAGAAAACACAGCACAUGAAAAUCAGGCUGACAAAGCAGAAAUUUCACAUCAGGAAGCCAUAGCAGAAAAUGGGAACUCACUCAAUGCUGACAAACGGUUAAGUCCAAAACCGUGGGAAGAAAGAUAUGAAAGAAUAUGGGUUGCAAAUGAGAAAAGAGAAUUGAAAGCAAAUUUUAAAAACAUUACAGCAGAGCUGAAGCAGCUGUUUGGUGAAAUUAAUGAAACUGGGAAAACUCCUUCCCUUGUGGAAGAACUGUCAGAACAUGGCUUCAGUGAAGAAUUGAAGUGUUCUUAUGUUGUUUCAUCUCGUGUGAUGGAAUCAAGUAAUAAGUUAGAAAAUAAAGGUGAAUUUGGUGAUGCUAAACUUACGCUAGGUGGAAAAGUACCCAAAACGGAAAUUGUAAUUCCGAGUCCUGGUGUCCUUCCCGAUCAAAAGAACUUAAAUGCAAACAUGGACGAUAACUGGAGUACAGAUGAAGAAGACAACAGAAAUGAUACAGAUAAUUCAAAGGUCCCUCUACCAAAAGGAGAGGAAAACAAAAUGCCUGCUAUGGCAAUGGAAGAGAAAGAAAAUGGAAGUAGUAGAAAUGUGGAGGAAAAUCCUGAAUACUCUCUGAGACAUAGCUUAAAAACAACUAUUUUGGAUGUUUCUAAUAGUCUUCCUAAAAUAAAACCUUUUUAUACAAGUGAUGAAAAAGCCCUUUUUAUAACAGAAAGAAAACUUGGAAAAGACUCUGGAUUUAAUGAUGAUGUUCCCAGGGACUUUCUUAACCACAGUAAUAAUGUAGGAGAAACAGAAGUUGAAAAUCCUUUUGCAAAUGCUCAGCAGUCAUGUAGCAGGCCGAAAGGAAAUCUUGAUGAAGAACUAAAACAAGAUCUGGAAAGAUUUAAGAGUAAGGUAGGGAUGCUGCAAAUAGCAUUCCGGACUUUGGAGACAGAGAAGGCACAGCUCCAAAAAGAGGUUGGGAAGGAAAAAAGUUUCAAAACAGAGGCGGUGACAAAACAGGAAGAUGUUGAUAAAUUAAUUACACCACCAGGCAACAUUCCUAAUAAGCAAAUGAAGCAAGAGCUUACUCUAAGGAAUAAUGAUGGUUCGGAAACGGAGAAUGAAAAUGUUGUAGAGGAAAAAGACAAAAAGAAUUUUUCUUCUGAGGAGAAACCAGGAUUGAUUAAAAUGUCAACGAAAAGUAAUUUUGACCUGAAUACCAAAGUGGCAAAGACAAAUAAAAGAUGGACUUCAAAGCAGAAGGCUAAUCAGCAGAAGAGCUCUUCCAGUAGGAGUCAAGUACUGGAUGAUAGCACUUUCAGUGAAACAUCCCAAGAUGAAGCAAGACCUGCAGCAAAAACAAGAAGUAAAAAGGAAAAGGUUAACGUAUGGAUGGAUGUAACUGAUGACCUUAGUUUAACUCACUCGUCUGGCACUUCAGAGGAAUUACUAACUGCAAACUACACAAAAGCUAUGCUGCUGUUAGAACAGCUUAGUGUGAAUCCUGAAGAUUCUGCUAUUUUUUUUGAAAUUCAAGACAUACUUCUUGAAUAUGAACAGAUGAUAAAACGUGGGAAAAAAUCACAUACAACUCUCUACGGAGAAGAAGGGAAAUUGCAAAGCGAAAAGGAGGAGUCACAAUUGAUGGUGGAAGAUGCUCAAGAUAUGAAAUCCAUAUUGGCUCAAAGUGAUAUCCAAAGCCUUACAUGUACUUUGAAACAAGAAGAGGAAAAGAGACUCAGAGUAGAAAUGCUGUAUGAGAAAACAAGAAAAGAUCUCAGAAGGAAAGAAGAUCAGUAUUGUAAAGCGGUGGAGAAGAAACGGCAACUUGAGUUACACUCAAAGAAUUUAGAAAUGGAGUUAGUAACACUGAAAAAGCUCUUGAAACAGGCUGAAGAAGAGCGUGAUAUAAUGCAGAGGCAGCUCUCUCAGGAACAGAGUGCCAGAACCCCACAAGAAGAAAUUUGGAAAAACAAUCUUGGGAGAGAAAAGGACUCAGAAGAAGAGACAAGAAGAACUAUAGGAAAAGAUUCAGAGGAAUUCGAAACUGAGAGAGAGAAGUAUCUGUUGUGCAAAAAUCAAUUGCUACAAGAUGAGAUUGCUAUGCUAAGACUCGAACUUGAUCAAGUAAGAGCGAGGCACCAGGAGGAAGAGUGGAAAUAUCUAGAGGAAAAUGAGACCUUGAAAGAAAAAAAUGAAGAUCUCAAAAAGGAACUUAAACUGAAUGAGGAAGCCUUAACACAAGCAGUUUUGCAGUACACUGGACAGCUGAACAUAUUAAAGGCAGAAUCUGCAGUACUAACUUCCAAACUUGAGCAGGCAAAAGAAGGCAGAGACAGACUAGAGGCAGAAACUGAAUCAUUUCGUUCACGCCUGGGCACUGCUGUUCAAGAACUGGAACGUCAUCAGUCAUCAAAAAGUGAUCUCGAACGGACACUUCAGAGAGAACGUGAUGAAUGGCUUCGCUCGCAAGACAAGCUCCAUUAUGACCUCUCUAAUGUGCGAGAAACCAACAAGACCUUGUCUGAGCAGCUGACUAAAGCUGAAAGCAAGUCUAAUAGUCUAGAAAAUGAACUUCACCAGUUGAAACAAACGCUCAGCGAAAAAACAUUGCUUUUAGAAAUGACACAGAAAAAAUUAACUCAAGCCCAGUGUCAGGCAAAGGAAAGCGAUCACGCUCGACAACUUGAGAAAGAUCAAGUAAGCAAAUUUCAAAUAAAGCAGGAAUCCAUGCAGGAGCGAUUGGCCCAGCUUCAGAGUGAAAACCUUUUACUCCGUCAGCAACUGGAAGAUAUGCAUAACGAGGGGAUCAGCAAAGAAAAAGCAGUGAAUGAUGUGCAGGACUGGUUUAAUGAUCUUUUCGACAAACUCAGAGCUGAUACUGAAAAGCAAGUUCACCUAGUGGAAGAGAGAAACAAGGAAUUAAAUAUGAGGUGUUCUGAUUUAAGAGAAGAAGUCCGUAAACAUGAGUCUGACAAAGAAGAAAGAGAGGGUGUGAUCAGACAGCUGCAGCAGGAGCUUGCCGAUGCUCUUAAGAAGCAAUCUAUGUCAGAAGCUUCACUUGAAGUUUUUACAUGCAUCCGCAGUGAGCUGGAGGAAGACAAGGUGAACUUGCAAAAGGAAUUGGAAAAGCUUAAAACGAAGUGCGAGAGUGAAGGAAAGAAAGCGAAGAAGCUGGUAGAGUUGAAACAUCCAGUUGAAGUGCAUCUAGAGCAAGAAGUGGAAAGAAAUACUGAACUGCAGAAAGACUGUAAGAGGUUAAAGCAGCUUCUCAGCAGAUCUGUGAAGAAACUAAGGAUGCAUGAGCAGAGAGAGUUUAAUUUGCAGGAAGAAAUGAAGAGCAAGUAUUCUGAUAUGGUCAAUGAUGCUGAUAGAUUGAGAACAAAGGUUGGUGAACUUUCACAGCAGCUGGAGAGAGAAUCUAAAAGAUGCAUGCAGCUAGAAGCACAAAAUCAGCAUUUGCAAGAAGAGUUGUCCACCAUGCGUAAGAGCCAUGAAAAACUGGAGAAGAGCAAACACCAGCUGAAAGAAGAGGUGGCUAACCUCAAAUAUCAUUUGGAGACUAAGAUGGUAGAUCACAGCCAGAUAGAAAAAUAUAAAAAAGAGGUGGAAGAACAAGCUAGGCAAGAAAUAAUACACAAAUUAAAACAAGUCAAUAUAUUUUUGCAGACACAGGCAGUCUGCCAGGACAGAGUAGAACAAAUCAGAGCCAGUCAUCAUGCUUCACUGACAAACCAGCUAAAACAGAGAAUUAGAGAUCUUGAAUGUGAAUGGGACAGGUUAAAAAAGACCCAACAAGACAAUAUUUUAAUAAAAGAAUCCACAGCGACAGAGGUGGAAAGGUACAAACAGCUGUAUCUGGAAGAAGAAAAAAAUAGAAGAAACCUAGCAAAUAAACUGGAAAGAACUAAGGAGAGACUAGAAGAAGCCAAGGCUAUGCUCCUUGAGGAGCGCCAAAGGAACAGAUCUUUAAUUGUAAAUGGCAUGGUCGGUGGUGGUCUGGCUGCAAGUCCGGUUCUGCAUUCAACUGAACUUGGACAUCUUGGCAACAGUUUGGGACUGAACAGAAGCCUGAAUCUAGGAGGAAGCUUCCUAAACUCGAUUGGGAACGCAUUAUCACCAAAAAGCAAGGUUGAAGCCUUUGUGGCUAAGGUACGGCAGGAACUGGAUGAAAAAAUCACUAAAGAACUUGAACAGGCCACUACUGGACUUGAAACUGAAUCUGCAAGAAUUUCAACCGUGGUACCUUCUAGUGGAUCUUCAAAAAAUUCCGUUGGUGACCAGGAUCCAGUUAGCAGGGCAGGUCAGGAAUACCAGGAUGUUUUAACCAAAAACUACCUGCUUUGAACAAAAGGCUAGGGAAAGGCUCUGUAGUAGUCCUAUUAGUAGUGCUAUCAUAGUAGUGAGUAUCUGUAGUAGUGCUAUCAUAGCACUAGUAUAUCCACCCAGUGAGUCUUGACUUCUGAAAUAUCCAGACAUUAGCACCAGGGUAGCCUGGCAAU